AUGUUUGGUAUACCAAUUCAAAACCGUGGCAGUAAUGAUAAUUUGGAAAAGCUUGGAUCAUUCCCAACAAAAAGCACCAAACAACAAAAUACGAUCCAAUCCUUACAUCAAACUCCAAAACCCUCUCCCUUAACACUGAACAAAUUAAGGCUCAAAAAGAGGGUUAGUAAACAUCAUGAGGAGAGUCUAUGUAAAUUUAUUGAUGAUGUCAACGAAUGUGAGGAAUUAUCGGAUGAAGAUAAAUUUGAAAUUCUUAUCAAACAAUUAACCCAAUACCUAUCCAACAUGGGUCAACAAUUGCAGGAAAAGAAACAUUUUAAUCACAUCCUCGAUUCAACCCCUUUCCGAAAAUCCGAGGUUGAUUCCUUUUGUUGCGCUUUGGGUAUAUAUCUUUCAAGUUUUGAUCAAAACUUGAAACAUCAUGAAUUAUUCGAAGAAUCAAUUUUUCAACAAUUGUCUGUACUAGCAACGAAAAUGGAAGAGGAAUCAUCAAACGUUACAAAUGACAAAUCAUUGGAUAUUUUGCUGGAACAAAUAUCAGAUUCCCUUCCUCGUAGCAGCAAAAAAUCGCUUCUUGGAGUUUUGAGCAGUGUGUUUCAGUUUGUUAGUGAUUGUUUGAAUGAGGAAACAACAAAGAAUGACAUUUCUAUCUCAUUUCAUUCCAUAAUGAAAAACUUAAUCUCCAUGACUGAUUCAAAAUAUCAUUGCCAAGGUGGAUGGCCUUUCCAAAACUUUUACAUAUCAAUUGAUGGUUGUGCUCAAUCUUUUGGAAAGAACUAUUUCUUUUCUCAAGUUAGAUCAGAUGAUGAGGAUGAUUGGGAAAAUUUAGGAUCCGAUCUUUUCAAAACUUUAAUAGUCAUGAAAAGUUCUUUGGUAAAUAAUUUAAUGAAUUCCAAUAUUUCCAUGGACGAGGUCGAAAACAAAACAAAGAAUAUGGCUCUAAUUGUAAAUAAGGCCAAAAUUCAUUUACUUAUCUUGGAUGCAUGUCCCUUCAAAACUUGCACACCAGGAAGAGAUGAGGACUCUGAGACUUUAACAGAAUCCACUGUAUUUAUUAAGAAUUAUCGGUUGUAUCAUAAGGAAUUCAGCUCUACAGAUUUAGAUUCCAUUUUAUUGUUAAUAUCUGUUCUUUCAACGAGACUAGCCCUUUAUAGCCCUAUCAGAAAGGCCAACCAAAACGAAAAAGAAAAAACAGAUUUUGCCAUCGAAUCGUCCAUUGAAUAUCAACACUCAAAGACAAAACACAAUUUAACAUCAACUUUUUCCACAGAAACAACAAGUAUUUUGUUCAACAGAAAAGUGUUGAAAUAUAUUGGUGAAUCUAAUAACAAUUCUACAAUGUAUUCCAUUGCAAGCAAUACAAUACUAAAACAAUUGACAAAGAAUGAGAAAUACAUAAUUGGCCUACUUCUUUCUCAUUCUGAUUAUUCCAAACAAUUACCAUUCAUAUUAUUCAAUAACAAUAUAUACUGUGAAAUGGAGUCUCUAGAAAAUAUUGAACAAGAUCUAAUAUGGGAUGAAACUACACCCAUGUUCAAACCACCAGAAAUUGAUGGAUGUAAAUAUUUUGACGAAAAGGCAGAUAUUUUUUCGCUUGGAGCUACUGUUUUGUACUUGAUGAAUCCAAAAGUUUUCACAGAUUUUUAUGAAAGUGCCACAUCCAGAAAUCCUCAAUGUAAAGUCUCUGAUUGGGGACCACUUGUUGCAAAACUUACAGCAACCAUGAGUUUAGAGCUGAGAGCCAUUCUAAUGGCCAUGGUUGAUCCUGUCAUGCAUGACAGACCUUCUGCUUCUGAUCUUGAAUCUGAAUUAAGACAAUACCUGAAUUCUUGUAAAAUAUAA
Molecule: messenger RNA, 1842 nt
Organism: Naegleria gruberi
Lineage: Eukaryota; Heterolobosea; Eutetramitea; Acrasida; Naegleriidae
Exons: 3
Coding region: 1-1842 (613 amino acids)
Source: RefSeq, a predicted model, not a curated record